AUGGCGAGGUUUCUUCUCCGGAACACUCUGUCCCUGAAGACGUUUCUCGCACCGGAGGGCUUGAGGAGAGGGAUAUUGGGAACAUCAUCUCAAGUUUGCAACUUUGCAACCAAAGGUAGGAGAAAAUCAAAGUCCGAUGGAAGUGAGUCUAGUGAGGAUGACUCGUCAAAGAGAGAGGUAGCACUACAGCAAGCUCUUGAUCAGAUAACUAGCACGUUUGGGAAAGGAUCUAUUAUGUGGUUUGGGCGGGCGGUUGCUCCAAGAGAUGUGCCUGUUAUCUCCACAGGUUCUCUUCUUCUUGAUGUAGCUCUCGGCACUGGGGGAUUCCCAAAGGGACGCGUGGUGGAGAUUUAUGGCCCUGAGGCUUCUGGGAAAACCACACUUGCUCUACAUGUAAUCGCUGAAGCACAGAAGUUAGGAGAAUACUGUGUUUUCAUUGAUGCGGAACAUGCUCUUGAUUCAUCGUUGGCUGAGGCUAUUGGAGUGAACACUGAGACCUUGCUACUUUCACAACCUGAUUGUGGUGAACAAGCUCUCAGCCUCGUGGAUACCAUAAUUCGUAGUGGUUCUGUUGGGGUGGUCGUUGUUGACAGUGUUGCCGCCCUUGUUCCUCAAAGCGAACUUGAUGGGGAGAUGGGUGAUGCUCAUAUGGCAGUGCAGGCUAGGUUGAUGAGCCAAGCACUUCGGAAACUAAGUCAUUCAUUAUCUCAGUCACAAACAGUUCUGAUAUUUAUAAAUCAGGUCAGAUCAAAGAUUGCUACCUUUGGAGGGUUUGGUGGGCCUAAAGAUGUAACUUGUGGAGGUAAUGCCCUUAAGUUCUAUGCUUCAGUGCGACUGAACAUAAAAAGGAUAGGGCUUGUCAAGAAGGCAGAAGAGACUAUUGGUAGUAGGGUUCAAAUAAAGGUGGUCAAGAAUAAGCUUUCUCCUCCAUUCAAAACCAUUGAAUUCGAUCUCGAGUUUGGCAAGGGUAUAUGCCAAGCAUCAGAGAUAAUAGACUUGGCAUUGAAACACAAGAUAUUGACAAAGUCGGGCGGUUUUUAUACUUAUGAAGAUAAAAAAUACCAUGGUAGGGAUGCCAUGAAGGCAUUUAUAAACAACAAUGAAGAUGCACGUGAAGAAAUGAAAUUGAAGAUCAAAGAGAAGCUAGCAGCCGGGCAUACAGAGAAGGAAAAGGUAGCCGAUGCCACCGCCACCGCCACAGACAGUGAACCGACUGAAGUCAUUGCAUCUGAUUCUACCGACGACGAGGUAGCUGCUGUUGAAGCUUAA
This is a messenger RNA of Linum trigynum, 1269 nucleotides long. The record is from the annotation of a GenBank genome assembly. NCBI's taxonomy places the organism in Eukaryota, Viridiplantae, Streptophyta, Magnoliopsida, Malpighiales, Linaceae.